AUGUAUCAUGUGGAGGUCUUGCUCUCGAGCGGCCAGUGGCAGCUCUAUCUCGAGGACAUGGACGACGGCACCCUCCGCAGUCACUUGCACGAGCUAUCACCGGACGCGACAAAGCCCGGCAGCAUCAACAGCCUGGACGUCGCGCUAUCCAUUGCGCGAGGGCUCAAGGCCCUCCACACGCCGAAAGAAGCAAAGAAGCAACCAGGUUGGUCCAUGGUCCACGGCAACCUCAAGCUCGACAACGUGCACUUCAACAAGAAAGGCCAAGUCAAGCUCGCCGACUUUGGCCUUUGCCGCGUCGAGGCGGUGACCAUGACGCACGUCAACCUCUUGACAGAGCACUACGUAGCUCCCGAGGUCUUUCGAGGCGACAAGAUCUCGACGUCCGCUGACAUUUAUGCGUUCGGCGUCAUCCUCGGCGAGAUGGACAUGCGCGCCCCGGCGCCGCGAGGCAGCGACGAGAAGGCGAGACGAGGCAAGUACGUGCCCGAGAUGCGCUCCGACUGCGCCGCGUGGUACCGCGCUCUCGUCCAGUGGUGCGUCGCCGAAGAGCCGAAAGACCGGCCCAAGAUCGAUGAGGUCAUCCAAAUUCUAAGCAACCCCUCGACCGAGACGAUCAACGCAGUCAAGAAGGCCCGCGACGAGACAAACAAAGUUUCUGUCGGCCUGCAAAACAAGUCUACUUUGAAGCUCAAGAGUUGAAGGCAACACGA
This is a messenger RNA of Saprolegnia parasitica CBS 223.65, 713 nucleotides long. Its product is annotated as TKL protein kinase. The transcript has a single exon. Gene Ontology annotation, biological process: protein phosphorylation. Gene Ontology annotation, molecular function: ATP binding; protein kinase activity. Bases 1 to 702 code for a protein of 233 amino acids. Lineage: Eukaryota; Oomycota; Saprolegniomycetes; Saprolegniales; Saprolegniaceae. The record is from RefSeq and is a predicted model, not a curated record.